Messenger RNA from Gasterosteus aculeatus aculeatus (three-spined stickleback), 2931 nucleotides. It is a transcript of the gene flvcr1, whose product is annotated as FLVCR choline and heme transporter 1. Gene Ontology annotation, cellular component: membrane; mitochondrion. Gene Ontology annotation, biological process: erythrocyte differentiation; heme export; transmembrane transport. The record is from RefSeq and is a predicted model, not a curated record. NCBI's taxonomy places the organism in Eukaryota, Metazoa, Chordata, Actinopteri, Perciformes, Gasterosteidae. Gene Ontology annotation, molecular function: heme transmembrane transporter activity; heme binding.
GUGAACACCGGCAUCAUGGUCGCCGGCGAGCUCGUGCAGGAACUCGUGCGCGCGGACACCGGCGUACUCGACGACGUCGCGGGGGGCAGGAAGUCCCCGCAGCCGGUGGGAGCGACGGAUCCGACGUACGGAGCGGCGCCGACGGGCGGCGCCCGAGAGGCGGAGGACCGGCGGGAGAAGGAGCUGCCCCCGGAUGAGAGGGAGGCGAUGCUGCCCGGCGGCGGGGCAGCGGAGCCGGAGACCGGGCUGUCCCGGCGCCGCUUCGCCGUGCUGGCGGUGUUCAGCCUGUACUCGCUGGUCAACGCCUUCCAGUGGAUCCAGUACGGCAUCAUCGCCAACGUGUUCGCGCGGUUCUACGGCGUCGCCACCGACAAGGUGGACUGGCUCUCCAUCGUCUACAUGGCGGCCUACGUGCCGCUCAUCUUCCCGGCCACCUGGCUGCUGGACCGGAGGGGUCUGCGGCUCACGGCGCUGCUGGGCGCCGGACUCAACUGCGCGGGCGCGUGGCUGAAGUGCGCCAGCGCGGACCCCGCGCGGUUCGGGGUGACCGUGGGCGCGCAGGUGAUCUGCUCCGUGGCGCAGGUGUUCAUCCUCGGCCUGCCCUCGCGCAUCGCCUCCGUGUGGUUCGGGCCCCGCGAGGUCUCCACCGCGUGCGCCACGGCCGUGCUGGGCAACCAGUUAGGAACAGCCAUUGGCUUCCUGUUGCCCCCGGUGUUGGUUCCCAACACGCCCGACGACAUCGAACUCAUGAGCCACAACAUCAGCGUCAUGUUCUACGGCACAGCCGCGGUCUCCACCGCCCUCUUCGUCCUCACCGUCAUCGUGAUCAAGGACCGCCCCCUCCGCCCGCCCAGCCACGCCCAGGCCGUCCUCCCCACCUCCCCCGCCGAGGAUUACUCCUACAAGCGGUCCAUCGUCAACCUGAUGAAGAACAAGGCGUUCGUGCUGCUGCUCGUCAGCUACGGCAUCAUGACGGGUUCCUUCUACUCCGUCUCAACCCUCCUCAACCAGAUGAUCAUGGACUGCUACGAGGAACAGGAGCUGAACGCGGGGAGGAUCGGUCUCACUCUGGUCGUGGCCGGAAUGGUCGGCUCCAUCCUGUGCGGCGUGUGGCUGGACCAAACCAAGAUGUACAAGAUGACGACUCUGAUCGUGUACAUUCUGUCCUUUCUGGGCAUGCUGGUCUUCACCUUCACGCUGCACCUCAGCAUCCUCCUGGUCUUCUUCACGGCUGGAGCUCUGGGGUUCUUCAUGACGGGGUACCUGCCUCUGGGCUUUGAGUUCGGGGUGGAGAUCACCUACCCGGAGUCGGAAGGGACGUCCUCGGGCCUCCUCAAUGCCUUCGCUCAGAUCUUUGGGAUCAUUUUCACUCUGAUUCAGGGAAAACUGACAACAAACCACAAUCCGAUGGCUGGAAACAUCUUCCUCUGCGCCUGGAUCUUCCUGGGAAUACUGCUCACAGCCUUCAUUAAGUCAGAACUGAAAAGAAACAAUGUCAACAUGGAGGUGCACGGCAACCACUUGAAAGCACUUUCUGCGCGGUGUCCCGAGGACGUCCCCCCGGAGAAGAAGACCAACGGCGUCAAACUGGAACCCUCCAUCAGCUUCUCCCGGGAAACCUCGCUGUGACGCCGAGGACGUGUCUCAUUUAUAUUUGUUAGCCACACACACACACACACACACACCUCCCCCACAUAGUGGAUUCAAGGCGGGCACAAAGCUCCCCCCAAACACUUGAAAAGAAUAAAAAAGGUACGCAGAAGAAGCUGCUCCACUUUGCACACGGCCGCCUGCAGGGCCGCUGCAGUUCAGAGGAAAUACUCCAGGGGGCGCGUUCUCUCCUGUUUGGUGUCCCCAGAAGGAAGCUGCCGCUGACCCUGCAGGCUCCUCUGGACUACUGGAAUUGGACCGAGCGCAGGAAGGUGCUGCAGACGCUGGUCAUGUGAUCUGAGCCUUCGACACAAACUGUGUUUAUCUGUUUUAAUCUCGUGAUAACGGCCGAUUAUCAUGGACUGUAUGACAAGUUCUCGACACCUGCGAGAAGCCUCUGAGGUUUGUGGCUUUGGUUUUGGACAGUGUUCAUAUUUAUAUCUUCAUCUGCAGGAUGACAUGAAUAGAAAGGAAGUGAAAUGUUUGGAUGAGCUGUAUUUGUCUUUCAGAUGUGGCUUUUAUUCACCUUCGCGUGGGACGAGGAAGGCGAGCCGAGCUCAUCUGAAGCGGCUUGUUACACGAUUAUUACAAUACAGAAUCAGUAGUAAAAGGGUCACGUGCACAUUCAGAAAGGUCAGCGCCACCUAGUGGGAUUUCUGCAGUAGCAACAAAGAGAAGCACAAAAGAGCUCAGCAAUAGACGCGUAGUUUAGAUUAGUUUUUUCAAUUUUGUGGAAUAAAAGUGCAGCUUUAUAGUUUAUAAAUAGAUGCAACAUGUGUUAUUAGUCCAGUUUAAGUGGUUUAUCUGACACACACAAACAAUCACAUGUUUUCAGGCUCAACGUCAAACGUAACCGACUAACUUGAUUGUUUGUUGGUAAAUGAUAAAUAUUUUCUAUCAUUAAUGCCUUUUAAAAGCGCAAAAGACGACGUACAAGCGACCAGACGUUUGUAUUUUGAGCUCCAUAAUGUGGCUUUUGUUUAAUAGUGAUAAAGCAGCAUUUCCCCUUUGUGACGGGACAUUGGAUUCUGUUACCGACAUUUCAAGAUGAAUCAUCCGAGGAACUGAUUUAAACUGUAUUGUUAAGUUAUCUGAGGACUUGAAUCCUGUGUUUCCAGAGAAGCACUUUGUUUAUUUGAUCACUACGUACUCCUAACUUUGCAUGAGUCAAGCUAAAUCUUCUGUUUAUUUAUUUGCUUUUAUUUUUUCACGCCUUAUAGAACCGUUUCAUGUUUGUAUGACGCAUUUUUCUAGUAAACAUCUUACAUUUCUUUGUCUUUA